Molecule: messenger RNA, 1622 nt
Organism: Oncorhynchus mykiss (rainbow trout)
Lineage: Eukaryota; Metazoa; Chordata; Actinopteri; Salmoniformes; Salmonidae
Product: ubiquitin-conjugating enzyme E2D 2
Source: RefSeq, a predicted model, not a curated record
AGGCGAACCGCUGAUUGCACUCAUCGCGAAUAUUGCUCACUUCACAGUCGUGACCAGAAGAACGAGCUGAGCUAACGUAAUCAUUCGGCUGGUCAAGUUUGUAACGGCAACGUUAAAAUAUCAGUGCAGUCAAAGGCUGUCGACAAAGGAAAGCCAGAAUAUCAUUCUAUAUUGAUACCCUUGUCUCAACUGUAAAAGUAAAAUUGUCAUUUUUUGCAAAGCUAGCUAGGUAACCAACACGUUAGGUAGUUCGCCUUACACUACAGCUAAUUGAUAUAUGCUAGUUAGCAUCACGUAGUUAGCCUGUGCUCUCCUUCGACAACCGCUCCCUGCUACGCACUGGCAGAAUGGCCUUAAAACGAAUUCACAAGGAGCUGAACGACCUGGCCAGGGACCCUCCUGCACAGUGUUCCGCCGGCCCUGUUGGAGAUGACAUGUUUCAUUGGCAAGCUACAAUUAUGGGGCCUAAUGACAGUCCAUACCAAGGUGGUGUUUUUUUCCUGACCAUUCAUUUCCCCACAGACUACCCCUUCAAACCACCUAAGCUAGCAUUCACCACAAGAAUUUAUCACCCAAAUAUUAACAGUAACGGCAGCAUCUGCCUGGAUAUUUUGAGAUCACAGUGGUCUCCAGCAUUAACUAUCUCUAAAGUACUUUUGUCCAUUUGUUCUCUCUUAUGUGACCCCAACCCUGACGACCCGUUAGUGCCAGAAAUCGCCCGUAUCUACAAAACAGAUACUGAAAAGUAUAAUAGACUAGCGAGAGAAUGGACAGACAAGUACGCUAUGCUUUAGGGUACAACAGAAUAGCCCGGGAAUGGACUCAGAAGUAUGCCAUGUGAUAAUCUGUCAUGGUCGUAACAACUUGCAUUAUAGAUGGAAUAAACUUUCAAUUACUGUAAUUAUUUUGCCCAUUCGGCCGCAAUACUUUACCAUCAGCCAAUAACAGUAAUUAUAUUUUUCGCCCCCACACCCCAUAAAUUUAUUUACAUGCUCUUAACAAGGAAAAAUGUCUCCAUGUGGCCCCCUUCUUUCCAAAAGAUGCUAAUUGAUCAGAACUCUCAUUGGAGCAUGUAUCUGUAUAAAGCCAACCACAGCCACUUUGUGAAGAGCUCUUGAUUUCUCUAAGUUUGCGCAGAAAGUGCCAACUAAAAGGAAUAAGGAUUCUCCAAAUGCCACAAUUUCUGUAUUGAGAGGAUCAACAUGGUGCAAUCACAUUUUUGUAAGAUUUGCCAAUAUCGUUAGAGAACUGAGGUCUGUGAAUAUUAUACACUUACUCUUAACUGUUUGAAUGGAGAAUUGCUGAAGUUAGCUAUAUCUGCAGUAAAUAAGGACAAACAUUUUAUGCAUGUUGAUAAGAUAAAUAAUUGGUUUAUGUGCUGCUGAGAAUGAAAAGAGUUGAGAGCAAACGUGUCCACUUUUUAAAGUUUCACCUUUUUUGUUAAUCCUUUUCCUUUUGUUGUUUUUAGAACGGGAGCCAUUAGUUAAUCCAUCAUCCACAACACUGUUCUCGCUUUUGCACUGAAUACGUUAUUCAAAGCUCUAUGGCUGAUCGAUCAACUAAUAGCUCUGCUAUUUAAUGGUUACUUUAAUUUUUUUUCUCAAUAAAGUUGAACAAAUAAC